This is a messenger RNA of Electrophorus electricus (electric eel), 3837 nucleotides long. RefSeq names its product proline-serine-threonine phosphatase interacting protein 1a (gene pstpip1a). Gene Ontology annotation, biological process: actin filament polymerization. Gene Ontology annotation, molecular function: actin filament binding. The record is from RefSeq and is a predicted model, not a curated record. NCBI's taxonomy places the organism in Eukaryota, Metazoa, Chordata, Actinopteri, Gymnotiformes, Gymnotidae. Gene Ontology annotation, cellular component: cytoplasm; plasma membrane; actin filament.
UCCUGUUAGUGUUGGUGGAAAAAACCCCUACAAAAAUAUCCUGAAAUUUGGACGAGAUGACACAGUUGCAAUUCAAAAAUGCUUUCUGGGGCACUGAAUUCACCAGUAAUGCUGGCUAUGAAAUCCUCACCCAAAGGCUUUAUGAUGGUCGGCGGGCUUGCAAGGACAUGGAGGAACUUUUGAAAAUGAGGGCAGUAGCAGAAGAGAAGUAUGGAAAGGAGUUGAUCACUAUUGCACGAAAGGCUGGAGGCCAAAGUGAACUAGGUACUUUAAGAGCAUCAUUUGACCAGCUGAAAGCACAAAUCGAGAGCAUUGGAAAUUUGCACAUACACCUCUCUGGGAUGUUAAAAGAAGAAGUCAAGCGCAUGGAGCAGUUCAGAGAGCGUCAGAAAGAGCAGCGAAAAAAGUUUGAAGGAAUUAUGGAAAAAGUUCAGAAGUCCAAAGUAUCUCUCUACAAGAAAACUAUGGAGUCAAAAAGGUCCUAUGAGCAGAGGUGCCGAGAAGCAGAUGAAGCUGAGCAGGCUGCUGAAAAGAUCAACAGUUCCACAGCCACUACCCCCAAACAGGCUGAAAAGAUACAAACCAAGGCCAAGCAGUGCAGGGAAGCUGCAGGAGAGACAGAGAAACAGUACAUGUCAAACAUCGAUCAGCUGGACAAGGUUCGACAGGAAUGGGAGACUACACACGAGAGCACAUGUGAGGUCUUUCAACAGCAGGAGGGCGAUCGUAUCAACAUUUUGAGAAAUGCUAUAUGGGUCCAUUGUAACCACUUCUCAAUGCAGUGUGUCAAAGAUGAUGAGUGCUAUGAGGAAGUGCGGACAGUACUGGAAGGAUGUGACAUCGCAACAGACAUCAGCAGCUUCGUUGAGAUGAAAAGGCUAGGAAAUAGUCCACCUGCACCUAUCAUAUUUGAAUACUAUUAUGACCAAGAGCGCUCAGGAGAGAGCAAUGGCACAGCCCGCUUUGCAGGAGGGGUGAUGAAGAAGUUUUCGAGUCUCUUGCAAGGCAGUUGCUCCAGUGGUUCCAAAACCACCAAUGACUCUUCACAAUCAUUAGCUCCUUCUGCAGAAUCAGAUGGACUGUAUGCCUCCAUUCCUGUGUUUCCAAAUAAAACUGACAGCCAGGGGGAGCAGUACCAGGCUCUGUAUGACUACACUGCUCAGAAUGCAGAUGAGCUCUCCAUCUCAGUGGGAGAGGUGCUACAGGUGGUGGAGCAGGGUGAAGACGGCUGGUGGACGGUGCAGAAGGACGGCCGGAGUGGCCUCGUUCCUGGUUCCUACCUGAGCCUCACCAAGACAUGAAACAAAUUCACCACAGAGCUAGACCUCAACAAGGUCCUGCAUGGGCUGAAGCACCCUCUAGAGGUGAUUAGAACUUGUAUUCUUAGUGUGUUUGGAUCAGCCUUGAACAUUAGCCAUGACAAAUAUCAGCAUGAAUAAAUCUCUGUGGGAUCUUAUCCUAGACCCUAGACUCCUGUUGUAAGACCCUUUAAUAAAACAUGGUUGUUUGUAAGUAGAUAAUUGUACUUUUAUUAAUGGACAUACAUUAUAUUUAUUUCCUGACCAAAAGAAUGUAUUUAAAAUGGAUAAAAGGUAAAAAAUAAAAUAAAAUAAAGAUCCAGAUACAUGCAGGUCAUUAUGUGUCCUGAACAACAAUGUCAUAGGAUAUUGUAAUAAUAUUUGUAAAUUGCAUGCAUAUUUACCAUUCUAUGUUUAAAAACUGGUGAGGUUAUUCUGGUAAGUUAGGUGAGUUUUACAUGUUGUUGUUGACGAGGACGACCCACACUACAGUUUUGGGGAGCUGCAAUGCAGGAAAAUUAUGACUAUACAAUGUAUAUGUCAGCAUGAACAUGUAAUAGAUAGGCAAGUCAGCAGUCAUCACUUGGGCAUUAUUUAGGUCUGUUUGUAAUAACACAUGAUAUGAAAUAAAAUUAUUUGUAUCUUAUACACAUAUAUAGUCAAAGUUGUAUACUCCAUACAAAAUGUUUUAUUUACUUACCCCAUGCCUACAGGAUAGCAUGUCAUGUUUAAAUCUUCCCAGGAAUUUGAUACAAGCAUCGUCACACCCUCUGACCUCAUCUAUCAGCAUUAAAAAUUAAAGUAUGAUGCAGUCAAGCUUAAUAUAUUUUAAAGUGAGCGCUGAAGUUACAGGUGCUUUCUAUUGAAUUCAUCACCCUAAAACGCUUACCCUUUUACCAGACAUGGGGACAGAGAAGCUCAUAUGCCAUUAUACUUUUAUAGAUGGGUAUGGCCUAACAGUGUCCUAUUACUGGCUUUUUUUUUUUUUUUUUUUAAUCACAACCUUGUUCAGCCUGGAGAUUUUCAGUCUGGAGUAUUACUUUAGAUAACCCACUGUAUGCAAAACCACUGAGACUGUGAAAUCUACACACACACUAGCACCAGUUUUAGCAUUACUUUCAUCUAUGCAACCUUGUUCAGCCUAGAGUAUUACUUUAGAUAACCCACUAUAUGCAAACCACUGAGACUGUACAUACACACAAUGGCACCAGUUUUAGCAUUACUUUCAUCUAUGCACUACCAGCCUUUUAUUAUAGCCAAAUACUGAGUCCUUUAGUUAUCGAUGUCCUGAAAUUCCACCUAAGUCAGACUUGGGCUUGGUAAUUUUACAUCACCCUUCCUGGGAAAGGCCUGACCUUUAACAUGGUUCUUUGAAGCUCAUUGCCUAGGCUUGCAGCCCUCACAAAAGCCCAACAACAAUCAUGUCUCUGGAUGUCAAGCUGCUUUGUCUAGUUGUGAAUCCCAGGGAGUUCCUGAAGAGGAUGAGACCAGGGAAGAGCUGGCCUCCAACUCUGCUUCUAGGAGUACUGGUAAAGGGAAUACUUCAACCAAAAUACUAAUUAAUGAAUGGAAGCUAAGACAAACAUUAGCCAUAUUAACAUAUUUGCAAGCAGUCAUUGAUUUCCUAAUUAAAGUAUUAAGAGCUUACUAAUGAUGCACAGACUCUGCGUGUUUAUUUUUUCAAGUGGAGAAGCAUAAUUUUGUGAAAAAUACACGAAUGUCUCCUUCUGAUGUCAAAAUUACGUUUAAUUUUUUAAUUCUUCCUCUUAACCUAUUUACAUUCCUUUCACGCUAAUAUCGUUCUACAUCACUACAUGAUCUUCAAACCAACUUAAAGAUCUACAAACUUGCCAGAAUUCUAAACUCCACACAAUAAGCAAGGCAGGAGAGAAAAGUAAAUGUGAUAAAAUCAUUUAGAACAUUAGGUAGUGCAUGAAUUAAAUUGCACAAACCGUUAGUUUUUGUGUAAAAAGAAGACUGAAUUUACUGAUUCUAUUAGUUUACUCUGGUGAGAUUGAGACCAUUGUACUAGUUCACUGGAAGGCCAGUGGCCUGUCUUACACUGUUAGGGUUUCUGCUGAUGGGCGGCAUCAUAGCUGAGACAGUGAUAAGGGAACAAACCUCUUAUACAUAAGAGUAUCCCUUUCCAUUUAUUCACAAGCACGAACUCAAUGACACUUGGUAAUAAAAUAUUCCAUAGCCGUACACAUAGUGCAAAUAAACACAUGAGGAAAGAAUAAAUUCCACAUUCUCUUGUUCAUACAAUAAUGCCAUGUUUCAUGUGAGCCAAAAUGCUCAAUCUUACACACACGAUGCAAGAAAGAAAAUUCGCAUUAAGAAACAAAGAAAAUGUUUGAUCACAAUUUCUCUAUUUGGAGAGAACACAUUUAAAAUAAAACGUAACAAUUUGUACAGAAACACACAAAUAAAUAAAAAUCUAUUAAUUUUGCUUCACCCAUCACCAGGGCACAGAGUGUGCAACCCUGCAUAAGUUGUACAGCUGAAAGAGUAUAAGCUCAGUGUGUCAUUACACACUGAC